Molecule: messenger RNA, 3925 nt
Organism: Cercocebus atys (sooty mangabey)
Lineage: Eukaryota; Metazoa; Chordata; Mammalia; Primates; Cercopithecidae
Gene: PRKCH
Product: protein kinase C, eta
Exons: 14
Coding region: 725-2776 (683 amino acids)
Biological process (GO): protein phosphorylation
Molecular function (GO): ATP binding; diacylglycerol-dependent serine/threonine kinase activity
Source: RefSeq, a predicted model, not a curated record
UGGCCUGCGCCCGGGGUGGCCCCUAACGCGCAGCGCACGGCCAGACCCAGCCCUACAAAGAGGGCGCGCAGGGCGGUACAAGCGGGCACUGGACUCCCGGGGGCUUGCGUGGGGAUCCACCCACCGCAGGGCCGGGCCGCGGGCCACGCGCCACGCCCCCGGGGUCCGGAAGGCGCUGGAGCGGGCGCAGGGGUUCUGUGAACUUGGAACCUGGCGGCGCGAGGUUCUCGCCCGGGAAUGCGGCGGCGGCGGCAGUUGCUUCCUGGUUUGAAGCUCGCCGAGUGGGGGAGAGCGUGAGCCUUCGGAGGCGGGGGCAGGAGGAGAAGCAGGAGGAGGCGGGGGAAGAGACGCUUGGGGCUGGAGCUCACCGGACGGGUAGCUCCGGCUCUCCGGGGAGAGGAGCUGCCCGGCCCUGGAGAAGGGGCGAGUCCCGCGCGAGCCCCCGGGAAGCGCAGCGCGCUUGGAAGGGACGGUCGGGCCUCACCGGCCCGCUGAGGGCUCGGCGGCGGGCUCCCCUCCUUUCCACCUCGGGAGGGAGGGAAGGAGGGGAGGAAAAAGUCCCACGGAGGAGGCAGAAUGGCCAGUCGAGGGGCGCUUGGGCGCUGCCUUUCCCCAGGGCUGCCUCGACUCCUGCAGCUGCCCCGAGGGCUGGCCUGAGACGGGACUCCGCGUUCUCCCGCUGCGAACCAGCGCGGCCCCCCGGGGCCGGGGCAGCGGCGCCGGCAUGUCGUCUGGCACCAUGAAGUUCAAUGGCUAUUUGAGGGUCCGCAUCGGUGAGGCGGUGGGGCUACAGCCCACCCGCUGGUCCCUGCGUCACUCGCUCUUCAAGAAGGGCCACCAGCUGCUGGAUCCCUAUCUGACGGUGAGCGUGGACCAGGUGCGCGUGGGCCAGACCAGCACCAAGCAGAAGACCAACAAACCCACGUACAACGAGGAGUUUUGCGCUAACGUCACCGACGGCGGCCACCUGGAGUUGGCCGUCUUCCACGAGACGCCCCUGGGCUACGACCACUUCGUGGCCAACUGCACCCUGCAGUUCCAGGAGCUGCUGCGCACGACCGGCGCCUCGGACACCUUCGAGGGUUGGGUGGAUCUCGAGCCAGAAGGCAAAGUAUUCGUGGUAAUAACCCUUACAGGGAGUUUCACUGAAGCUACUCUCCAGAGAGACCGGAUCUUCAAACAUUUUACCAGGAAGCGCCAAAGGGCUAUGCGAAGGCGAGUCCACCAGAUCAAUGGACACAAGUUCAUGGCCACGUAUCUGAGGCAGCCCACCUACUGCUCUCACUGCAGGGAGUUUAUCUGGGGAGUGUUUGGGAAACAGGGUUAUCAGUGCCAAGUGUGCACCUGUGUCGUCCAUAAACGCUGCCAUCAUCUAAUUGUUACAGCCUGUACUUGCCAAAACAAUAUUAACAAAGUGGAUUCAAAGAUUGCAGAACAGAGGUUCGGGAUCAACAUCCCACACAAGUUCAGCAUCCACAACUACAAAGUGCCAACAUUCUGCGAUCACUGUGGCUCACUGCUCUGGGGAAUAAUGCGACAAGGACUUCAGUGUAAAAUAUGUAAAAUGAAUGUGCACAUUCGAUGUCAAGCGAACGUGGCCCCUAACUGUGGGGUAAAUGCGGUGGAGCUCGCCAAGACCCUGGCGGGGAUGGGUCUCCAACCCGGAAAUAUUUCUCCAACCUCGAAACUUGUUUCCAGAUCGACCCUAAGACGACAGGGAAAGGAGAGCAGCAAAGAAGGAAAUGGGAUUGGGGUUAAUUCUUCCAGCCGACUUGGUAUCGACAACUUUGAGUUCAUCCGAGUGUUGGGGAAGGGGAGUUUUGGGAAGGUGAUGCUUGCAAGAAUAAAAGAAACAGGAGACCUCUAUGCUGUGAAGGUGCUAAAGAAGGAUGUGAUUCUGCAGGAUGAUGAUGUGGAAUGUACCAUGACCGAGAAAAGGAUCCUAUCUCUGGCCCGCAAUCACCCCUUUCUCACUCAGUUGUUCUGCUGCUUUCAGACCCCUGAUCGUCUGUUUUUUGUGAUGGAGUUUGUGAAUGGGGGUGACUUGAUGUUCCACAUUCAGAAGUCUCGUCGUUUUGAUGAAGCACGAGCUCGCUUCUAUGCUGCAGAAAUCAUUUCGGCUCUCAUGUUCCUCCAUGAUAAAGGAAUCAUCUAUAGAGAUCUGAAACUGGACAACGUCCUGUUGGACCACGAGGGUCACUGUAAACUGGCAGACUUCGGAAUGUGCAAGGAGGGGAUUUGCAAUGGCGUCACCACGGCCACAUUCUGUGGCACGCCAGACUAUAUCGCUCCAGAGAUCCUCCAGGAAAUGCUGUACGGGCCUGCAGUAGACUGGUGGGCAAUGGGCGUGUUGCUCUAUGAGAUGCUCUGCGGUCACGCGCCCUUUGAGGCAGAGAACGAAGAUGACCUCUUUGAGGCCAUACUGAAUGACGAGGUGGUCUACCCUACCUGGCUCCAUGAAGAUGCCACAGGGAUCCUCAAAUCUUUCAUGACCAAGAACCCCACCAUGCGCUUGGGCAGCCUGACUCAGGGAGGUGAGCACGCCAUCUUGAGACAUCCGUUUUUUAAGGAAAUCGACUGGGCCCAGCUGAACCAUCGCCAACUGGAACCACCUUUCAGACCCAGAAUCAAAUCCCGAGAAGAUGUCAGUAAUUUUGACCCUGACUUCAUAAAGGAAGAGCCAGUUUUAACUCCAAUUGAUGAGGGACAUCUUCCAAUGAUUAACCAGGAUGAGUUUAGAAACUUUUCCUACGUGUCUUCAGAAUUGCAACCGUAGCCUUAUGGGGAGUGAGAAAGAGGGCACAAGAACCCGAAGGGAAUAGAGAUUUUCUAGGAAUUUCCUCUAUGGGACCUUCCCAGCAUCAGCCUUAGAACAAGAACCUUAUCUUCAGGGAGCAAGUGGAGAACUCUGUGAAGGAUGAAACUUUAAGAUAUCAACUAUUUCGAGUCCAGAGGGAGCCGUGGCAGUAGAAAUCGUUGAUACUGAAAUGAGAUUUUAUGAAGUAUACUGCUCCACCUAUGAGCGUCUGUGGCUAUGGGCUUGGGAUGUUAACAGGAGCCAAAAGGAGGGAAAGUGUGAAGGAUAAAGUAGAUCUGAGAAAUUCUGAGCCAAUCAGGCUUCUUAAUUCAAGACACAAACCAAGACUUUCUGUCAACUGUGCUGUGCUCUUCUUUAAGCCAAUGAACCCCAAUUCCUGGCAGUCUACAAGAAGUCUCUUAAUGCUAAUGAAGAAUUUAAAGGUCUUUUUAAGAAAAUGAAGGGCUUUCCAAAUAGAAUGAUUUACUCUGAAGAAAGAAAAAAUGGUAUUUCUGAAACUCAAAACCUAAAGCCCAAUCUUGAAAAUAUGUUGUGCACCAAGACAACUGCUUCAGCUUCUUCUCUUAUCCUUACUUUCUUUAAUAGAUAUUUAUUAAAGUGUCCAGUGAAAAGGUGCCACAAUACCCAGUAUUGUAAACAACAGGUUUGCAUUCAUUAAGCUUUCAUUCAUUCUGGAGUCUACUAAUUUACCUGAAUGGUGUUUGCAUUCUGUGAAAUGCCUCUCCACAUUGCAUAUGUCACACUUUUGUCUGCACAUAACUCGUUUUUCACAAGAAGGGUCACUGCCACAGCAGCACAGUCAGCGGGCGAAUUACAGGUGCCUGCUGCCUGCCUACCUGGGGAAUCUGAUCAUGUCUGUAUCACUGUGUGCUCAUCACUGAAGAAUUGCAGGCCACUCAUGUCAGUGACCAGAUUUAUGGCUUAUAAACAUUAGCAGUUUAUUUAUGUUUUAAGAUGCAAAGAUGUGUGUUUGAUAUUCACUUUAAUAAUUAGAAAUGGAUCUUGUAAACAGGGCAUAUAUCAAAGAUGACCUUAUAAUAUGUACCCGAAUAUACAGUUCAAGAAUUUUGUCUGACUGGAAAUAAAUGCAUUUUGUAGCAAAAGGCA